Messenger RNA from Morchella importuna, 261 nucleotides. RefSeq lists its product as uncharacterized. Lineage: Eukaryota; Fungi; Ascomycota; Pezizomycetes; Pezizales; Morchellaceae. The transcript has 4 exons. The record is from RefSeq and is a predicted model, not a curated record. The coding region runs from base 1 to 261 and encodes 86 amino acids.
AUGAAGCGGCGUUAUGAAGCGGCGAAGAGGGGGUUUUCAGGAGAUCUCCAGCAGAUGAUUAGCUCCCCAUUGAAUAAGGUUUUAGGAGAGACGGUGAACGGACCCGUGAGGCAGACUACCUCCGUGAAGGGACGCCCGGGACCUGAGAAGACGAAUUCGCGAAGAAGCAGGAGGACAGGACAGGAAGACAAGGUCAUGAACGUGUGUUCAAGCAGGGACGUUAUUGACCUUUUUGGGGAGGGGUUCGUGAUACCGAGAUGA